CUGCAGGAGCCUGACGCGAGGCCCCGGGGGUUGGCUUGAGGGAGCGAGAGCAGGGUGGGGUGGGUGCUGGGUGCCGGGGCUGCGGGCUCCGCGCGCUCAGAAACAUGCUGAGGUCCCGGCAGCUGUUCCAGCAGCGACAGCGGCUCCAGCAGCAGCGGCGGCGGCGGCGAUAGCGCACAGCUCCGGCGGGGAAGGCGCCUGGCGCCCAUGCCUCCGGCCCCGCGCCGCGGCUGCCCUGACCUGGCCGCGACCUCCCUCCGCGCGCCCAGCCGCCCCGGCCUCUGGGGGAUUCCCCAACCGCGGCCCAACUCCGCCACACCCCCCGCCCCCGGCCUCCGCAGCUCGGCAUGGGCGCGGGGGCGCUCGCCCUGGGCGCCUCCGAGCCCUGCAACCUGUCAUCGGACGCGCCGCUCCCCGACGGCGCGGCCACGGCGGCGCGGCUGCUGGUGCCGUCGUCGCCUGCCGCCUCGCUGCUAACCCCGGCCAGCGAGGGACCCGCACCGCUGUCGCAGCAGUGGACGGCCGGCAUGGGCCUUCUGAUGGCGCUCAUCGUGCUGCUCAUCGUGGCGGGCAACGUGCUGGUGAUCGUGGCCAUCGCCAAGACGCCGCGGCUACAGACCCUCACCAACCUCUUCAUCAUGUCCCUGGCCAGCGCUGACCUGGUCAUGGGGCUGCUGGUGGUGCCGUUCGGGGCCACCAUCGUGGUGUGGGGCCGCUGGGAGUAUGGCUCCUUCUUCUGCGAGCUCUGGACCUCCGUGGACGUGCUGUGCGUGACGGCCAGCAUCGAGACCCUGUGUGUUAUCGCCCUGGACCGCUACCUCGCCAUCACGUCGCCCUUUCGCUACCAGAGCCUGCUGACCCGCGCGCGGGCGCGGGCCCUGGUGUGCACGGUGUGGGCUAUCUCAGCCCUGGUGUCCUUCUUGCCCAUCCUCAUGCACUGGUGGCGAGCAGAGGGCGACGAGGCGCGCCGCUGCUACAACGACCCCAAGUGCUGCGAUUUCGUCACCAACCGGGCCUACGCCAUCGCCUCGUCCGUCGUCUCCUUCUACGUGCCCCUGUGCAUCAUGGCCUUCGUGUACCUGCGGGUGUUCCGCGAGGCCCAAAAGCAGGUGAAGAAGAUCGACAGCUGCGAGCGCCGCUUCCUCGGCGGCUCCGCGCGGCCGCCCUCGCCCGCGCCCUCGCCCGGGUCCCCGCUCCCGGCCGCCGCCGCCGCCCCGGUGGCCAACGGGCGCGCCACUAAACGGCGGCCCUCGCGCCUAGUGGCCCUACGCGAGCAGAAGGCGCUCAAGACUCUGGGCAUCAUCAUGGGCGUGUUCACGCUCUGCUGGCUGCCCUUCUUUCUGGUCAACGUGGUGAAGGCUUUCCACCGCGACCUGGUGCCCGACCGCCUCUUCGUCUUCUUCAACUGGCUGGGCUACGCCAACUCGGCCUUCAACCCCAUCAUCUACUGCCGCAGCCCCGACUUCCGCAGCGCCUUCCAGCGCCUGCUCUGCUGCGCGCGCCGGGCCCCCUGCGGGAGCCACGCGGCCACCGGAGACCCGCCGCGCGCCUCGGGCUGCCUGGCGGUGGCCGGGGCGCCGCCGUCGCCCGGGGCCGCUUCCGACGAUGAAGACGACGACGUCGGGGCCGCGCCGCCCGCGCGCCUGCUGGAGCCCUGGGCGGGUUACAACGGUGGGGCGGCGGCGGCGGACAGCGACUCGAGCCUGGACGAGCCGAGCCGCCCGGGCUGCUCCUCGGAAUCCAAGGUGUAGGGCCCGGCGCCUCCUCCCCACCUCCCCAGCCGGGACGCGGGCUCUGCGCCCCGGGAGGAAGAGAGCCCGGGCGCCCCCGAAUGGCUUCCCGGGAGAAAGAGGAGAUCAGUGUUUACUUAAGACCGAAAGCAGGUGAACUCGAAGCCGGCAAACCUCGUCUGCAUCGUCCAAGGCAAACAGAAAAGCCACGGGCCGUUGCACAGAAAGGAAAGUUUGGGGAGGCUUUGGAAGAGUGGCUUGCUGAUUUUUCUUGGAUUCUUUUCUCUGUUUGUGAUUCGGCCUACUUUUGUGUGUGCCUGUGAUGCAGCUUUAUAUAUAUACGUCUUUUUUUUUAACCCCCGGUGGUUUUUAGCACUUUAUGCGAAGACCGGGGAAGGGAAGGGAGAAGCAUUAUAAGGUAAAAGUCUUUCAACUUGGCUUCCAUCCCAUCCCGGGAACAGGAGCCGUCAACCUGACAGGGAGAGGAGGGAAUGAGCUUGUCAGGACGUUUCCUUUGCUUUCCAGAGAAAUUUCAUUUUAACUCCUGAGUAAUUAUUUCUCCUGUUCUUAAAGUAAAGGGAAAGGAUGGGUGCAAAAAUCGCGUUUCAGGAAAUUUUAAGCUAUUCUUGGAACAAGCCUCACCUUGCUUUCCUUUUGUAGGGCAAGCCGGCUGUCCCCGAGCGCCUCGGUGGUCAGGCUGAGGGGUUCCUACCUCACACUGUGCACAUUGCACGGCAAGAUAGAAAGCCUUGUUUAUAUUAAACAGCUUAUUUAUGUAUCAAUAUUAGUUGGAAGGACCAGGCGCUGAGCCUCUGUGGCAUGUGGCUCUGUUCAUUGAAGACAGGACAGAGAAAGAAAAAAGAAAGAGGAAACAGUUCAGAUUACUGCACAUGUGAGUAAAAGCAAAAAACAAACAAAAAAAAAGGCGUGAUUCAUAAUGGCAUUUUUGCACAGUAUUAGGAAUUGUAAAGUCCACAGAAGAUGUUACUUGCACAAAAAGAAAUUAAAUAUUUUUAAUGGGGUGGGGGCAGAUCUUAAAAACAAAUAAAAUUCAGAUUCUACUUCUGAUGUCUAUUAUGUUACUGAGCUAAUGAUUUAUUGGAAAAAUACCUUUUUAUACGCUUUUAUCAUGGUACUGUAACUGUAUCCAUAUUAUAAAUAUAAUUAUCUUAAGGAUUUUUUAUUAUUUUUUUAUGUCCAAGGGCCCAUGUGAAUCUGCUGGUAAAAUUUAGCACUUGUGUGUAAAUACUAUUUCCUCUGUGUGUUUUACCAAGUAUUUAUACUCUGGUGCAACUAACUACUAUGUGAGGAAUUGGUCCAUGUGCAAUAAAUACCCA
Molecule: messenger RNA, 3067 nt
Organism: Camelus dromedarius (Arabian camel)
Lineage: Eukaryota; Metazoa; Chordata; Mammalia; Artiodactyla; Camelidae
Gene: ADRB1
Product: adrenoceptor beta 1
Exons: 1
Coding region: 348-1751 (467 amino acids)
Biological process (GO): adenylate cyclase-activating adrenergic receptor signaling pathway; positive regulation of heart rate by epinephrine-norepinephrine; norepinephrine-epinephrine-mediated vasodilation involved in regulation of systemic arterial blood pressure
Cellular component (GO): plasma membrane
Molecular function (GO): beta1-adrenergic receptor activity
Source: RefSeq, a predicted model, not a curated record